GGGCUGCACUACACACGGAGACGUGAUUGUAUCGGGCUUGUGGUCCGUGCUUGCUCGCAAGGUUUUUCGGUGGCGAUAAUCUAAGAACACAUUUCACUCAACCUGCACACCAGUGUUUGAUUCAAUUUCACGCUUGAAGCGUCACUAAGCCUGCAACAUCCACCACCAGACCCAGGGGGUUGAGCGUUUAUCUUUCCAGAAUGAAUAACGAAGAGUUGGUGCUCAGCAAUGAGUCCGGAUUUCAAGGAGAUUGGAAAACCAUCUACCACCGGGACGCGCUGCUCUGGGCAUCGCACGAAUACGACACCGACUCCAUCAUGAAGCCGCUGGCGCAGAUGGUCAUUGGUCUCGCAAACCAAUUCCAUCUCUCACCAACGAUAGAGUUCACCACGAUCGAUACGUUGGAGCUGCUGCUGGUACGCGCCUUCCAGAGCUGGAUGCAAUCGCCCGUCACUUUCCCGGACACGGUCGAGCAGCAGAAAGACGCCUUUCUGCGGCAACUUCCGAUGUACGUGGUGGCAGUGUUUGACAUCGUCGCCAAGUACAGCAACCUCGGAUCAAAGCUGGACCUGGCGGCUAUGAAGCGAGCAGCCAAGGUGAGCGUUGCCAUCGAUACGAACAUGCUUACGGUGGAGUUCGAAGUUAUAAAGAUUUUGGACAGCGAGCUACGAUCGUCACUGUUGCUGGGUGCAUUCGAACGGUUCUCCAAGCAGUACCUGCUGCCGCUAAACAUUGAAAGCAAGGAAACGAUUGCGAGUAUUGGAGUUAGGCUGCUCCGGGUGGCCGUCGCUGAAAGAGCGCUCAUCUAUGACAGCCUGAAGACAUCCAUGAAGGAUAUGGAGUGCUUUCGCCGCUUCAAGUCCAACAAACUGAUACUGGCGGGCGCUAUCAUCCUCACCGUGCUGUACCUAAUACCAGCGGCGCGGCACAGCAGCGUGCUGCUCAACCAAGUCGCCGUACCGCUCGCUGACGACUGCUGCGUACAGUCCACGAAUCUGAUCUACCUCCGCGAUGCAAUAUUGCGUGUCAUUGGUGGCCACUGAGCAAAACCAUCGAGCAGCAAAGAGCCAUUCGCCCGGGAAGCCUUUUUCUCCGGAGUCGUUGGCCGCCGUACCGAUCGUGCCGCCGGCGCAGUUGGCUCGCAUUCGAUGUAAAUUAAAUCAGAUCAGACGAUGUAAAUAUUCAUAACAUA
This is a messenger RNA of Anopheles arabiensis, 1192 nucleotides long. RefSeq lists its product as uncharacterized. The coding region runs from base 201 to 1043 and encodes 280 amino acids. The transcript is spliced from 4 exons. NCBI's taxonomy places the organism in Eukaryota, Metazoa, Arthropoda, Insecta, Diptera, Culicidae. The record is from RefSeq and is a predicted model, not a curated record.